CUGAUAAACUUCCUGGAGGCAAUCAGGCAACAGCAGUGUUUGCUUCCGUUUGAUUUUCUGUUGCAAAGCUUCCGUCUUUGUGAUGCCGUGAAUAAAUAUACACAGAACAGACUCCUUUUUGUAACUGCACUCAGCAAACGUUCUUGUUACUAUUGUUCUUUAAUGGAGCCAGUAACUUUUUCCUGCAAAUAGACACGUAAAAUUUGUUAAUAUCGUUUGGAGGAAUGUGUGGCACAUAAACAACAAUUAUGUCCUAUUUCGACAACGCAGACAAAGAACUGAAAGUUGAUUCAAUGUUUAAGCGUUCACAGGGGAAAAAAAAGUUAUCUACAAUCAACUAUAAAGAACGAGUUUUUGUUUUAACACCAAAGCAGCUUCAAUAUUAUGAAGGUACACCACAGAAACGCGGUAAAAUGAAAGGAACAGUUGAUCUCAUUAAAGUAAAGGUUGUUGAGGCAGUUGAUGAUAAUGCCUUUGAUAAACAAUAUUGUUUUCAGGUUGUUUAUCAAGAAUAUACCUUAUAUAUUAUUGCUAAUAAUGAAGAACAACAAUCAGAAUGGAUAUAUGCUAUCCAAGAAGAGUGUCGAAAAAAUAAGACUCUUUUAUCUUACUAUCAUCCUGGAGCUUUUAUUGGUAAUCAAUGGACAUGUUGUCAUAACACAGACAAGCAAGCAAUGGGAUGUCAAAAGACAUUUGUAAAUACGGUAUCCAAUUCACAAGUUUUUCUAGAUAAACCACUGCCACCAUUGCCCCCUACACCAUUAGAAAAUGAGGGUCUUAAUGUUGUUGCACUAUACAGUUUUCAAGGAAUAGAAAGUGGUGAUCUUAGCUUUAGUAAGGGUGAUGAAUUUACAAUUUUGAUUAGUGAGGGUGAACAUUGGUGUCUCGCUAGGGAUAGAAAUGGGCAAAAGGGAUAUAUUCCAGUGAAUUAUGUUCGAGAAAAGGGAGGUUUGGAUACUGAAUGUUGGUAUUUUGGUGACAUAAUGAGACAUGUUGCAGAAGAUAAACUUAUUAAAGAGCAAAAGGAGGGCACUUUCCUUGUUCGAAACUCAAGUAAAGAUGGUCUCAUGACUUUGUCUCUUUUACAUGCUGGUGUUGUGAAACAUUAUCAUAUUAAACAAGAUGAAAAUAAAUUUUACAAAAUAUCCCCAAGACAUUGUUUUCCCACAAUUCCUGAACUUAUUGAGUAUCACAAACUAAACAGCGGAGGUCUUGUGACAAGGCUGCGUCAACCUCCAUCAUCAGACACCAACCCUCCAACUGUUGGUUUAGGACAUGGAAAAUGGGAAAUUGAUCGCUCUGAAAUUAAUCUUGGGCAUGAAAUAGGCAAUGGUCAAUUUGGGAGAGUAUGUAAAGGAUGGUGGCGCGGCACCACUGAAGUUGCUGUUAAAAUGAUGAAACCAAAUUCGAUGUCCGAGGAUGAUUUUAUUGAAGAAGCAAAAGUGAUGCAACAUUUCCAUCAUCCAAAUCUUGUUCAGUUGUAUGGAGUUUGUAGUCAAACACCCAUCUACAUCAUCACAGAAUUUGUACCCAAUGGUUGCCUUUUAACCUUCUUGCGUAAACAACGCAGUCAAAAAUUAUCUGUGCUUUGCGAAAUAGUUUUUCAUGUUGCGUCUGCAAUGGCUUAUUUGGAGAGUAAAAAUUUUAUUCAUCGAGAUUUGGCUGCAAGAAAUUGUCUCGUUGGCAUGAAUCUUGUUGUUAAAGUCUGUGAUUUUGGUCUUUCCAGGUUUGUGAUCGACGAUGAAUACACAGCCUCUGAAGGAACGAAAUUUCCUAUAAAAUGGGCAGCACCUGAAGUUAUAAUGUACAAUAGAUUUAGCAGUAAAUCUGAUAUUUGGGCGUAUGGUAUUUUGAUGUGGGAAGUUUUCAGUGGUGGAAUGUCACCGUACGCAAGUUAUGGAAACCCACAAGUAGUUAGUUAUAUAAUGUCUGGUAAACGUUUAAAGAAACCUGAAAGCUGUCGUAGUGGUAUUUACACCAUAAUGAAAGAUUGUUGGCUUGAGUGUCCAGACCACCGUCCUUCGUUUGGAAUAGUCAUUCGAAGGUUAAAAUCGCUUCUAGGUGAAGAUUAUGCAGACGCAUUCGAUUAAUUUCAUGUUAAGGAAACUUAUCAUAAUUUAAAUUAUAUACGUUGGUAGAAACCCUUAAAUAUCAUUCUCAAAACUAUUUUAUAAAAUUUUGAUGAACUAUGACGAAGAUAAAGUGUAUUGAGAAUAUCAGCUUAAUUGCUAGCAUAAAAGGAACUGCUGGGCACUGGUUAGUACAACAAAGUACUGCCACACACUAAUAGAAAAAUUUUAUGUAAACCCAUCUUUUAUCUUACUGAUAUUAUCCACUUGUAUUAUAUUCUUGGUUUUUUGUACUCGUUAAAACUGUAAAUAUAACAUCACAUUUGUCA
Messenger RNA from Xenia sp. Carnegie-2017, 2398 nucleotides. Its product is annotated as cytoplasmic tyrosine-protein kinase BMX-like. Gene Ontology annotation, biological process: intracellular signal transduction; peptidyl-tyrosine autophosphorylation. The record is from RefSeq and is a predicted model, not a curated record. The transcript is spliced from 21 exons. Bases 249 to 2090 code for a protein of 613 amino acids. NCBI's taxonomy places the organism in Eukaryota, Metazoa, Cnidaria, Anthozoa, Malacalcyonacea, Xeniidae. Gene Ontology annotation, molecular function: protein binding; non-membrane spanning protein tyrosine kinase activity; ATP binding.